UCGUUGUCUACAUCGUACUUAGUGAGCCUGCGCGAACUGUCGCAUGUUGUUUUGUUUAUCGUCAACAGAGGGAUGGAUGAACGGUGAUUCAAUGUCGUGAAAUCUAAAACGUUCACUGCAUUGAUUUUUUCCAUAGUGAAGGGGAGAUAUUCAUGUAUAUGAAGUGUCGAAUAUAGCCGUCAUGUUACAGGAAAACAUUCCUUGUCUCAAAUGCCUCAUCAUAAUUUUGAACAUACCUGUCAUAGCCAUUGGAGCAGUUGCCAUAGGGCUGGGAAUAUGGGUCCUUGUGGAAGAACCCGAUGUCCUGGAACUGUCCAGUCUUCGGGAACUUACGGUCAUGGACCAGUCCUACCUGUUGACGAGUGUCUACCUGGUCAUCACUGCGGGGGCCGCAAUUCUGGUGUUUGGAAUAGUGGGAAUGGUCGCGACCAAUGCCCAGAGCGCUUGUUGUCUGGGCUUUUAUGCCGGUAUGCUGUCUCUGAUUCUGUGUGUGGAAGUGGCGGGAUGUACCCUAGGGGUGGUGUUCAAAUCAUCGUCUGAUCAGCAUUUAGACGAGGCUAUUUACAGAAACAUCAAAACCGAGUACGAUGGAUCGCCGGAAUCUCAGAAUUACUUCAGCAAACAUAUAAACGCGGUUCACGCCACGUUAUCAUGCUGUGGGUAUGGGAACGUGAGCGAUUAUCAGCAGUCCCUGACCUGGAAUCGGACAUUGGGGGACGGGAGCUCGGCACAGGUGCCCCUCUCCUGCUGUCUACCCCAGAGCAACUCCUCCAUUCAGUCUACGGGCGGCAAAAUGGACUGUAGAAAGACCCCGGAUGUAACGAACUCCUACACUGAUCCCUGUAUGCCAAAAGUGAGAGAACUGUUCCGGAAAUAUGAGAUUAUCGUCAUCGCUUGUACCGCCACUCUGGCCUUCUGUCAGCUGUUGAUGCUUGUUUUGGUGCUCAUAUUGAUGUGUUCGAUAGUUCAAGACGAGACACAGUAUGACUUCAAACAGAACAUGUACACGUAAAAGCGUUUAAACACGCCUCAUAACAUUGUUAUAUUUCACUAUAUGAUGUAUGUUUUGUGGAUUACAAUAACUUUUUUUUCAAUAUCAAUCCAGUAGUUAAAUAAAAAAAUAACUGUAAAAAGUGAUUUCUUAAACAAAUGACAAUGUCUAUCAAAUAAGGUACGUGCAAUUUUUAAAAAAUAAAAUUGGUGUUUUA
Molecule: messenger RNA, 1208 nt
Organism: Magallana angulata
Lineage: Eukaryota; Metazoa; Mollusca; Bivalvia; Ostreida; Ostreidae
Product: tetraspanin-1-like
Exons: 9
Coding region: 182-1012 (276 amino acids)
Cellular component (GO): membrane
Source: RefSeq, a predicted model, not a curated record